Messenger RNA from Trichoderma citrinoviride, 3051 nucleotides. Its product is annotated as frequency clock protein. Lineage: Eukaryota; Fungi; Ascomycota; Sordariomycetes; Hypocreales; Hypocreaceae. Gene Ontology annotation, cellular component: cytoplasm; nucleus. The record is from RefSeq and is a predicted model, not a curated record. The transcript has 2 exons. The coding region runs from base 1 to 3051 and encodes 1016 amino acids. Gene Ontology annotation, biological process: circadian rhythm; regulation of DNA-templated transcription.
AUGCAGCCGACAAAGGGCAAAUCUCACGAACCACUUCUAUCAUCCACCGGCCACCCUCUCCCCCGACGAACGUCGCCGGAAAACUCAGUCACGUUGCGACACCAUCAGUUUGCUCGCGAUGCCUCCCUGAAAGCGAGUCGUGGCUCGGCUCCGCCAAACCAGACCAAUCAAGACGCGUCGUCACCUCGUCGAGCCUCGUCGGGGGAGAGCAACGAGACCGCCCAGAGCGACGUCAACAAGUGGUUCAACCAGUCUAACGAGAACCCAACAGCUACUUUUGACAACAACGCCAUGGACGUGGAGCCGCCGUUUUUCCAAAAAGAGUCCGACUCUUCAUUUGAAGACAAGUUAUCUCCGUCUCAAGCACCCGUGCCCGGAAGUCUGUCGAACGCCCGCAGCAGCAGUGCCGAAGAUUACCGAAGCGUCAUCGAUGAUCUGACUGUUGAGAUUCAGAAGCUAAAGGAAGAGCUGAAGCGCUACAAGCAGCAUGGUCCGGACAUGCUUCGAAAAGACAAGCUCUUUGAGAUCAAGAUGCAUGGCUUGCCGAAGAGGAAAAAGCGCGAAUUGGAGGCAACACUUAGGGAAUUCGCAGCGGGCCUAUCAGGCGAUUCUCCGGAGACCUCCUCGUCCCGGCGCAACAAGAUGUCGUCUAGGCAUGCCACGCGCGAGCGCAUGUACUCGGGCUCGACUUCCAUGUCGCGGUCCAAGCAUGCCUCGUCAUCAUCAGGGUCCAAUGCACGACCGGUCGAUUCAGCCUACGCCUCCAUGUCCACCGGCGCGGGCUCAUCUGGGACCUCGUUGAAUAGGCCUCAAGGGGGCUCGCGGUUCAAGUCGAACGAUCAGAAAGUCGAGAACUACUUGCGCGACAUUCCCGAGGGUCUGUAUCCCCGGCUUGUCCCCAUGACGGAGAAGGAGAAGAAGAAGCUCGUGGUCCGACGCCUUGAGCAAAUCUUCACGGGGAAGAUUUCUGGCAAGCAUGCGCGUCGAAAGCAAAUUGGCGAGCCACCUCCUGGAUCCGUCCCGCCACCAGCUCAGGCAACACCGGGCCAAGCUUCUCCCCGGCGCUCUUCUCUAGUGCAACUAUUGACACCCAAGCUUAGCACCCAUGACAGCUCGAAUCUGAUUUCUACUCUGGAGCCUUUGCGCGAAGCUCGAUUCCCUCCCGCGGAACUUCACUCUGGGCAAGGGGGAAAGAAGGCCAGAUCGCAGGACAUGGGCUCGGCGUCCAACUCCAACGAAGACCGAACCGAGUCUGGGGGAAAUGGUAGCGGUAGCGGUAGCGGUCUCGGCAACGGCGGUCCGGGGCCAAACCCCUCUCCGCCUAUGCCACCGCCUCCUGAGCAGCGGCCCACGAGGCCUAGGGACCUCGACCCUGAUCGCGCCCAGAUCCCAUCCGAAAACAUGGAGUAUAUUAGACACUUGGGUCUUAUUCCUCCAGAGCUGCUACCCAAUCCGCCGGAACGGAGCCUCGAUGACGUUCACCCCGACGAAGAAGGGUGGGUGUACCUGAAUCUCCUCUGCAACAUGGCGCAACUACAUAUCAUGAACGUCACCCCGGACUUUGUGCGCAACGCCGUCGUUGGCCUGAGCGCCAAAUUUCAACUCUCGCCAGAUGGUCGGAGAAUUCGAUGGCGCGGGGGUAUGGACGGCACCAAGUUCAGCAGCGACAGCUCGGGCGAUCUUUCGCAACGAAGCCCAGAGACGGAUGAAACCGGAAAUUCGGAAAGAGAACGUCGUAAGAGGCAGAAGACGGGUCGCUCAAGCGGCGACUCCUGGAGCCCGGCUAACAACCUGUCCAAAUUCGGGCCACAAGUUUUAGCAUCAACCGAGAGCUUUCACUACAAGCCUCUGUUCCUUCAUCAGCAGUCGCCCAACGGGCAGUCAUCUCCGGAGGAUGGCACCCUGUCGUCCUUUGGCCCCAUUGAGGAAAGCAAUGCAGACUCGCGAUGGGGCCAGAGCGGCUCGGGUACGUCCGUUCGCCACAAACGCCGUCGCGAUGGUGCCAUCAUCUAUUACAGCGGGGCUCCGUUCUGCACCGAUCUGUCGGGUGAUCCGGGCGAUAUAUCACCGGCGACGUACAUGCUAUCGAGCAGCAGAGAUCGGGUCGCGCCCCGGGCUCAAUUUGACCGCCCGAUCCCGAUCCGAACCGGAUCCGGUUCAUCCAUCGUUAGGCGGCCAUUGAGUGACGCCGAUCUUGAUCUCGGCUCCAUCUCCGAACUGGAAGUCGAUGAUGGGCGACUUGGCGUGCCAGAGCUUACGACGGACUCGGGAGAUGAAUCUAGCGAGCUCAACAUGGAAUAUCCGUGGAGCGAUGCGCCCCAGGUGCUUGAAGUACUCCCCCUUGAACCGUGUGGUCUGGGUGGUGUGCUACCAGAGGAUCACUUCUUGGUGGUGGUCACGACCAGGCGGUCAAAACUUGAUGCAUACGAGGGGCAGCGGAGCAAGCUGUCCGAUGGGACUACAGAAGGCAUCAUCAGCCGGUUGGCCGCGAUGUUCACGUCUUCGCCGCGCCCGUUUGCCCGCCGACUGCUGAUGAAGGAUGAACCGCCAAAGAUCCAGAUUGAGUACCUGUCGGGCCGCAUCAGGCGCUUGGAACCCGUGCCUCUUCCUCCGCCUGCCAUUUUUUUCCCACCUUUUAGCUCGGACUCGUCGUCCGAGGACGAAUCUGGAUCGGACGGAGACGAUGAGCUCAAUUCUUCGGAAGAGCUCAUGAGCCGACGCGCAAACCCGCAUCAGUCGGAUGACUAUUCCGACGGAGUGGACCUGAGCAGCGGUGAUGAAGAUGGCGAAGCGCCCGAUGACGAUGCUCAUUUGUCGGGGAAUGCUGAGCCAGACAGCAGUGGGGUGGACGAACUUCCACCGCGGGUACUCCGUCGGGUCUCUCACGGAUCCCGAGGCAGCACCGAGGCAAUUCCAGGAACUCUCGGGGGGAGAAGCAACAGCGCCAGCGCCAUCGCCGAGGGGAUGCUCCUCGCCGGAGGCAGUUCUGUGGCCACUGCAGGAGGCAUCGGGAGCGAUUAUUAUCACAGCAGCCCCGGACAAAGCAGUUGA